Chiloscyllium plagiosum (whitespotted bambooshark) is the source of this 1323-nucleotide messenger RNA. Its product is annotated as trypsin inhibitor ClTI-1-like. Gene Ontology annotation, molecular function: protein binding. The record is from RefSeq and is a predicted model, not a curated record. NCBI's taxonomy places the organism in Eukaryota, Metazoa, Chordata, Chondrichthyes, Orectolobiformes, Hemiscylliidae.
AUGAUAAACAAUGUGUGCGCAAUUAUUGCUAUCGUGCUGCUUGUAUUUACUGACCUGGCAACAACUCAACUUUAUACUUCUGCUUCUUCUGAUGAAGAGCCUGACUGCCAAGAUUUCCCUGAUAUCCCAGUCUGCCCCAUGUUUACAAAGCGAGUCUGUGGAACUGAUGGCAUGACCUACAUAAACCGUUGUAAUUUAUGCCUUUAUAAUUGGUUGAAUAAUGCAGAUGUUAAGAUCAGGCACAAUGGAUUUUGUACAAAGACACAACCAAAAGAGGAAGAAUACUGACUGAGUUGGCAAAAGUUCUAGUGUUGAGCUGAAGUCUUUUUUUGAAAGUCUUCAUUUGAUUGGUUGAAUGAAGAAUAAACUGAAAUAAAUAUGAAUUGGGUGUAUUGCCAGUUAAUUUUCCAGCCUUUUACUGCUGGCCUCAUGAGAUAACACUGUAUUUGUUUGUUUACUGCUUAUUAAGCUGCAUUUGAUGUGUGAUUUUCAAAUUUAAUCAAGAUUUAAUCAGUCAAAGCUAACUGUGAUGUUACACCUGGCAUUGGUGGAGAGACAAGGAGAUCACAUAAUUUAAACUUGACAUUUCUUCCAGCUCAUCUGUUUCUGAAAUCCUGACCCGCACGAAGUUCCAACUAUUCAUUCCUUGUGUCCUCACCAAUGUACUUCGACUUUCGGAACCUAGUGCACCCAGUUCAAAUCUUUAAUUCUUAUGUUUAAAUCCACCCAAAGACAGUGUCUUUUUGAAGUCAUCUAUGACAUCCUAUGCAACUGUGACAAAGAUAAAUUAUCCUUCCUUGUCCUUCUGAACAAAGCUGUCUGCGGGCUCUGACACAGUUGAUCACUGUUAACAGAUUCUAACCGAGCUGGUCAAACAGAGAUUAAGAGACGGUCUUUCUUUGUGCAGAGUUAAUUGACUUUACCAAUCCCACAGUUCUCUCACCCAAUCCCAAAUGUUCCCCUUUUAUACAUCUAGACAUUGAUUAAUAGACAUCAAAUGUUUAUCUUCCAACCUUAAUUACUUGUUAUUAUUAGUCACCUCUUCAAAUGCCACUCCAGAUAUUUUAUGAUCAGCUAUUUCAGAGAAGUUAUAACACUUCUGGAGCAGUUGAAACUUAAACCCAGGCCUCCUGGUACAGAGAUAAGAAUACCACUGCUGCGCCGCAUGAGUUCUCAAAAGCCACUCCAUCUAAAUCAGUGGAAUUGCUCUUAUCUGGAUCCUUUCUAACUGAUCAGAUUAUCUCCUACAGUGGUUUAUCUUCCUGUUCCCGCUCCUGGCCUGUUACCACUGAUGUUACCUGAGGAACUAUCCUCAGUUCUCUG